AGCCGUAGAAGAAGAAAAGAGGGAAGCGGCGCAUACGUCAUACGAAGCAUAGGACCGUUGACUUGGAAACAGAAAUGGCGGGGUCCAUAAACUACUGUCAGCACCGAUACUGAGCAAGUAACGGCGGCCACUUGUGAUGUCGAAGGUUGGAAUAACGUAACAGAUCUUCUGCACAAUAAGUGUUUAAUGUUAACUAACGUUGCAUCCAGGCACAUGGUGUUUAGCGACGCCCCUAGUUCACUAACUAACGUUAAUGGUCGCUAGCUGCUAACGUUAGUUGUGUUUUUUUGUAUUGCUCAACGCAGAAGCAUCGUCACAAAACAUUUUGUGAAGGCAGUGUUUUACUUGUGCCAUGUACACUGAAAGAACCGUACCUCCACGAGUCAUUUCCACGGCCGUUAAGUGUCAUCAGUUCACGUUAGCUUACUGGGUGAGUCCCCAAAUAACACGGGUAGCAGCCAAAAAAAAGACUGAAGCUCACACAUUAGCUCACCUGUUUGCAGUUGAGCCUCAGAGACAAUGUCAGUCAACGGGAGAGUCAUCCCGAACACCCCGCUGGCCGUGGACUUCUGGCACGUGCGGAAGUGCCCCGGCACGCGUCUGUUUUUCCUGUCCCACAUGCACAGCGACCACACGGUGGGUUUGACCUCCACCUGGAGCAACCGGCCCAUCUACUGCUCCCCGACCACCGCCGCUCUGCUCCGACUCAAGCUGCAGGUGAAAGAAAUGUGGAUCCAUCCGUUAGAGCUGGGUGAUCCUUGCCUGUUGCCACUUGAUGACAUCGGCAAGGAGAGACUAACAGUCACACUGAUAGAGGCCAACCAUUGUCCAGGGGCAGUCAUGUUUCUCUUCGAAGGAUACUUUGGCUCUAUACUUUACACCGGUGACUUCAGAUAUACUCCCUCCAUGUUUCGUGAGCCGUGCCUGAGGGCCAACACCACUAUAGAUGUCCUGUACCUAGACAACACCAACUGUGAUCCCAACCGCCCCCUCCCCUCCAGAGAGCGAGCCACUCAGCAAAUCAAAGAGAUCAUCCGCAGAUACCCCAACCACAAUGUUGUCAUAGGCCUCUAUAAACUUGGAAAGGAAUCCCUGCUGGUGGAGCUGGCCAAGGAGUUUAAAAGCUGGAUCGAGGUGAGCGUUGAGAGGAUGGAGACCCUCAAAGUGCUGGGGCUGCCUGACGUCUUCACCACCGAGCCGGGAGCCGGCCGUUUCCGAGCCGUGGAGCAGUCCCAGAUUUGCUCAGCCACUUUACAGCAGUGGAACAGAGAACAGCCUACUUUGGCCAUCAUUCCCACCAGCCGGCCCCAGAUAUUUUUUCACCCCAAUGUCCAUGUGGUGCCGUACUCUGACCACUCCUCUUACCAAGAGCUGGAAGAUUUUGUCUCUGCACUUAAACCUUCAUCCCUUGUACCCAUUGUAGGAAACUAUGUGCCCGAAAGUUUCUCUGCCUUACUGCCCAGCAGAAAGCGCCAUGAUGUCCUGGUGCCUGAGUCCGUCCGACGCUACAUGUUGAGACAGACCGAGGGCCAACUCGGCUCCUCCUUCUGCGACAACCUUCGCGCGAAACGUUUACCGGGUUUUGUUCCCAAAGGGGUGAUAUUUGAAACUCCUGAAAAGGAAUCCAGGAAAUCAUGCCAAGAAGCCGGGGAGGCAGAGUGCCCGGGGGAGCAGGAUGCUUCUGAGGAAGAGAUCGACACAAAAAGUAAUGAAGAGGACUCUGACUGCAUCUCUGUUGACAUGAGCAAGGAACUCUCCACUAACAAUGCCCGAAGAGGGACUGGAGAUAUGUGGAGCCUCAAUAUCAUCCAAAGAGUGUCUGAAGAUACGGUGAUGGCUGAGACGGUGCCCUUCAGUCAACUAAGUCAGAGCAACUUUGCUCCAAUGAAGAUCCUGGAAAACACCAAGCCCUGCUUGAUGUCGGUCAGAAGGACAGGAGGGUCUUUCGAAACCAAUGCCAAAAUGAUGAACAACACAUCUUCAAAUGAAAAUGACAGUAGCCAGUGUAGCAGAUCCGGUAAUGUUCAUAACAAACACAUGCUGUCAGAGAGGGAUGGUAUGAGUCGGCACAGUGGACAGGAAUGUGAUCAGAUCAGCGGCGUUAUGGCAAAUGAGCAAAUAGACAACGUCGGGACAACAUUGCAGAGCAGCCUUGAUAAAUAUUCCAGCUUUUCAUCUAACUCGCAGACUGAUGUAAACCAGGAGUACAUAGAGGAGCUGGAAAGCAGUAUUUUAAAGGCUCUCUGCUUCACAGAGGAGGACAUGAAGGUGUGUGGCCUCUUGCAGCAGAGAUAUGUGCAACAGUUUUCUCUCUGUCCUUUCUCUGAUGCCCCAGAGGAUUAGCUCUCAGAAAAAAUGACAAAAACCUGACAUUCCAGUUGUUGCCUUGCUUUAGAUGCCUUUUUGUGUUAAACAAGAGCACUUUAAAGCCAACCUUAUUUUGUCUUUGGUAAUUUCCUAAUUUAUUUGAUCAUGGUAGCCUUGGUAUGCCAGGGCGGCUUUCUUUGGUUAAAAUAUGUUUUGUUUCAAAACUAUGAAAAUAAUCUAGCCAGUGGCUUGUAUUGACAGGUCGACGGGGUGGGGACAGAUGCAGUGGUUUACAAUGAUUUGUAAAGAUGGAAAAGUUAACUACUCUUGUUUGUUGUUUGUUUAUUUUGAACCACCUAGUGUGUAGCAACGCUCCCUUUUACGUUCAUUAUUUAAAGAGUAGUUAAAAAUGUGUAAUAUGUUAGUUCUGCCUUUUCCAACUUAAUUUGUACCACUGAGCUUGAGUAAUGGGCAAAGAUGAAUCAAAUCUUCAAUCCUGGUGUAAUUUCUUUUUGUGAGAAACAAGGUAUUAAUGAUAAAUGAUUUUUUUUGUUAUCCUCUGUAUUCUUGUCUAGUAUAAUUGUCCAUGAGCCAAAACCCCCUUUCUUGAAAACAUGCAUGUGAAUUCAAAAGCAUGAUUGCUUUAUUAUUGUAUUGUUUUAACAGCAGGUCAAUAUAUGUGUCAUACCCCACAAAAAAUAUAUAUAUAUUUUGCUUUAGAAUAACAUGGGACCCAUUGUGUAGCAACAAUUAGUUUUUUUGCUUCUGGUUACUGAAAGAAACAUUACAAUGUAACCCUUUCUCUAAAAGUGUCUUGCGUAUUGUAUUAACAGCAGACAUAUGUGAUAAAUUGCCGCAUUUGUAUUGAUGUCACAUUUACAGUAUGAGCUGAGCAGAAUUGUCUGAAAAAGGAAAAAGUUUCCCCCUCGGAAAAUGUAUUGAGUGAAGGAAAGGUAGAACAGCAACAUUUCCUUAUAGGAGAACUGUUUCUUGAAUAAAAUCCCUUUUUAUUUGCAAAUGA
This is a messenger RNA of Pungitius pungitius (ninespine stickleback), 3328 nucleotides long. It is a transcript of the gene dclre1b, whose product is annotated as DNA cross-link repair 1B. Gene Ontology annotation, molecular function: damaged DNA binding; 5'-3' DNA exonuclease activity. Gene Ontology annotation, biological process: interstrand cross-link repair; double-strand break repair via nonhomologous end joining; telomere maintenance. NCBI's taxonomy places the organism in Eukaryota, Metazoa, Chordata, Actinopteri, Perciformes, Gasterosteidae. The transcript is spliced from 4 exons. The record is from RefSeq and is a predicted model, not a curated record. Bases 520 to 2343 code for a protein of 607 amino acids.